Brassica rapa (field mustard) is the source of this 2049-nucleotide messenger RNA. Its product is annotated as O-fucosyltransferase 37. Gene Ontology annotation, cellular component: cytoplasm. Lineage: Eukaryota; Viridiplantae; Streptophyta; Magnoliopsida; Brassicales; Brassicaceae. The record is from RefSeq and is a predicted model, not a curated record.
CUCUGUAACUGAAUUAACGACUCUCUUCUUCAAAACUCUUUUCUUUGCGCAGAGAGAAGCUUUGAAAGAGCUUCAAUGGCGAAAACGCUGAGAACAAUCAAGAACCCUUUCUUCACUCCGCAUCCACCAUCUCACUUCCUCCACUUCUCUCUCCUCUUCUUCUCUCCCCCGAAGAGAACCAGUCCUCGAUACCUCAACCACCACCACCAAACUCGCUGCACGCCUCAGCAAAUCUUCCUCCUCCUCGUCUCACUUUCUCUCCUUUUCUCGGGAAUCUCGUUCCUCGCAUCGUCUCUAACCACCAGCUCCACUUGCAUCGUCUCCUCGCCAUCUUCCCCUCUCGGUUUCUUCGUCUCCGACGACCCUCGCCAUCUCCUAACUUCCCUCGCCGUCUCCGUCCCUUCCACGCUGCUUCCUUUACCGGCGAGAGGAGGACGUUCCGGGAACAUGACGGAGGAGGAGAGGGAGUUCUGGAAACAGCCCAACGGUGAAGGUUACAAGCCUUGUUUGGGUUUCAGUUUGUCUUACAGGAAGAAAGCUGCGAGAGUCUCUAAAGAGAAGAAACGUUUCAUCGUCGUGGUUGUCUCUGGUGGACUCAACCAGCAGCGUAAUCAGAUCGUUGACGCUGUUGUGAUCGCGACGAUUCUUGAAGCUGCUCUUGUUGUUCCUGUUUUGCAGGUGAAUCGUGUUUGGGGUGACGAAAGUGAGUUCUCUGACGUUUUCGACGUGGAGCAUUUCAAGAAAACGCUUAGAUCGGACGUGCGUGUUGUUUCUUCUUUACCGUCAACGCAUCUUAUGUCUAGACAGACUAUUGAGAAUCAGAUUCCGUGGGAUGUUUCUCCGGUUUGGAUCCGUGCUAAGUUCUUCAAACAGUUGAACGAGGAAGGGCUUUUGGUGUUGAAAGGCUUAGACUCAAGGCUAGCCAAGAACAUCCCUCUGGAUCUGCAGAAACUCCGAUGCAAGGUUGCUUUCCAUGCACUUAGAUUCAGAGCACCGAUUGAGAAUCUUGGGAACAAACUCGCGAGAAGGAUGUGGAUUGAAGGUCCAUACAUAGCUCUCCACUUAAGGCUAGAGAAAGAUGUUUGGGUAAGAACCGGUUGUCUCACCGGUUUAGGCACAGAGUUCGACAGAAUCAUAGCGGAAACAAGAAUGUCUCAGCCGAGGUACCUCACUGGUAGACUCAACUUGACAUAUACAGAGCGUAGGCUUGCUGGGUUAUGUCCUCUCAAUGCAUAUGAGAUUGCAAGGUUGUUGAAGGCAUUAGGAGCACCGAGCAAUGCAUCGAUCUAUGUGGCAGGAGGUGAGCCGUUUGGUGGGUCACGAGCGAUGGAGCCACUAGCUAAAGAGUUUGCUAACUUGGUGACAAAGGAGACAUUAGCUCGUAAAGGCGAGUUGUUGCCUUACGCCAAUAGGUCUUCAGCUUUGGCUGCUAUUGACUACAUUGUCUCACUUAGCAGCGAUGUUUUUCUUCCUUCACAUGGCGGAAACAUGGCCAAAGCUAUGCAGGGAAACAGAGCUUAUGUAGGGCACAGGAAGUUUAUAAUGCCUAACAAGAGAGCGAUGCUUCCUUUAAUGGAGAACCCUUCGGUUUCGGAAUCUGAGCUCAGUCGUGUGGCUCGGAAACUUCACGGCAAGUCUCAAGGUCAUCCUGAGUCAAGGAGAGGGAGGAGAGAUCGUGACGUAUUGGCUUAUCCUGUUCCGGAGUGUAUGUGUCGACAUGGUAAACACAGGUCUAUAGGUUUCUUCUAGUUCAGGUUCCUUGCUCCUCUAAGCAAUACUCAGAAACAAAAGUCAGGUCUGAAGGGUUCUUGUAGCUCAGAUUCCUUGCUCCUGAAGGCAAAACUUGCCAUAGGCAUGUCCAGCUGUAUCCUACUUGUGUACAUAUUGUCUACUGUAAAUGUACAGAACUGUUUUUGGUCGUCGUAGAAGAUUAUAUUCAUCCAUUGUUCAUCAGUGAGUCACGUGUAUAUUUCACGGCGUACAUAUUUGUAUUUCCCGCUUCAGAAAACAUAUACAUUUUGCAUAAUGAGUUUUAGUCUCUCACAUAAA